CCACAUCAUAUUCCGCGCUUUGCUGUUUUUUUAAUUCUUAAAUUUCACCUUUGAAUGGACUGUUUAUGUUGGCAGCUCGUGCUUGUGCUACAAGUAGCAACUAUCAAUUUCGGGAUGGUCCUCCAUGCUGGAACCCCUCGGGGGACUUUUUUUUCCUUCCUCAAACGCAAUUUCCCACAGCCCACUUUCCUUGUUUUAGUUGUGAACAUUGUGAACAAUUCGAACCCCCCCGUGGCGUCGUGAGCAGAAAAGAAAAAGAAGGGGAAGAUUGAGCAAGUCGAACUGAUAAACGCAUGAGCUCUCCUGAGAAAACUAUAAUAAGCCAGCCAGGCGGCUGACCGGCGGGGGCGGUGCAGCAUCUACGAUCACUACCACGGAUCGGGAUUGUGCAUUGUCACACUCAGUAUCGGUACUAGCAGUGGCCGUGAUGAUCGGUUAAUUAAUUAAUCCUUUGUUUGUUGAUUCAUCCACUCACCGAAUACUGGCACACAUGCUAGCCACCGCAACGGCGACAUUUGUACCCGCAAGGCUGGGGAUUCUCGAAGCCCUUGACGGCGAUAUAAAUAAACGGGGAGGUUCGGGUUGGUUUACCGUAUGCAUAUCAUACCGGUAGGAUAAUUCUUCAUAGCCCCGUUCCAAGGAAGGGAUGCAUGGGUUGGAAGGACAGGAACGGGAGAGAAGGGGUCAGGGGAGUUGCAACUGAGGCAUUCAGCCCCUGGGUCGAGAAAUAAACGUUUAUGCAAGCAGGGUAUUUCGGGUUUAAGCUCAUUUUUGCGUGCAAAUCUGGCAGAUGCGCGACUCUUGGCACCGAAAAAGGCUUUUUCGAUCUCGUGCUGAAUGCCUCUACGAAGGUACAGCCCAUAAGUUUUGUACGUUCCACAGGGGCUGACGGCAGCGAGCCUCGCUUGUGGAACCUACAAAACUUAUGGGCUGUACCUCCGUACAGUAAUGAUCAGCCAACGUCGUCCACCGUAGCCGGUUGUGGGGGGGGGACCAUUGUUUGAGCUUGGGGUUAGAGAAGGAGAUGGGAUACAGCAGCCAUUACGAGUAUGAUACCAGCACACCAGAGCACCCGUACAAUACGGUACUCGAGUGCCCGCACAGUACCCGGGUAUCAAGGGCAGGUCCGCCAAACUCCCCGGUUGGCCCAGUGGGCACUCGGCCACUCGGAAGACAAGAUUCUCUCUACAAGUAGCUGCUGGGCAAGAGUUCGAUCGAUCAGAAUCUAUUCGGCAUCCAAUUCUACCAAGAGUUGGACAGACUUUUUCCUUCACCAAAAAUUAACAUAGAUAGAUUGGCCAAACAGCUCCAGAAUGGAGAAAAACACAGUUACACUCAUAAUAAUUUCAACGAAUCGGCCAAUGUUCGACAGACCUACCGUAUGCUCACACCCUAAGUACCCGUACCACAAGCGGUAAACAGCAAACCUCCUCACUCACAGCUCCGGGCAUUAUUGGCGAUGGUGUAGAGUUCUCAGACAAGCAAUACCGUGGAGAGCUGUGGUACCGUGCAAGCAGCGCUUACUGUAGUAUGAUGGAUACUUGUGCUCGUACUGGUACGGUACAGUACUCGUACAGUACAGCGGGGCAAAACAUCCCAAUCUCCCGCUUGGAAGCACCGCUGCCACACAAGGCCUUCCGGGAACCCAACCAUAAUUUGCCUUCAAUCAAACCGACCCAGUGUGCAUCUGCUCGCACACACACACACGCACGCCUCAUUUGCUGGUUCAUCCAUUCCCUCCCUUCUCAGGGGGCGCUAGGAUGGUACCGGUGCCGUAUGAUAGAAGCAGGUAAAUAGAAAAAGAAAAGAAAAGAAAACCCAACCCGGUGAACUCCAGUAACUUAACGAUAACAUAACACAAACAGGUGAUCCCUACCAAGCCUUCCAAGCCUUCACACAGGCAGACCAUCCCCCCUUCUCCCCUCAGGAAUACAGCGCGAGUACGAGUACCGUACUCGAGUACAGUACAGGUAAGCAGGGAAUGCCCCAAUUUAACUCCUUUACUUGUAUAGCCAUCCGCCCUCAGCCGCGUCUCUAACCCACCCAUCCCAUGCCUGUGCCCGACCGGGAGGAGAGCAGGAAGGGGCAAAAAUGGAAAGGGAUACCGUACAAGGUGUAGGGAGGAGGAGAAUAGAUAAAUACCUCCAUGUAUCCUCCCACCCCCAGAUUUUCCUCACCUACCCAUCCUACCCGUUUUAAUACCCUUUGUUUUCACUUCCAUCAUCACACUCACUCACCCACUCAUUCGCUAUCAGCCAUCGUUGUGUAAUUCGAUUUCCUAUCCCGCGAAUAAAAAUGAAGACCUCACUCAUCGCCUCCAUCCUCGGUGCUGCCGUCAUGGUCGUUGCCCAGGCUGAUUUGACGCAAUUGCCCACUUGUGCUGUAUGCUCCUCCUUCCUACGUUCGCGGAGAACGGAUUGUUAUUGACAAACUUUGAUGCCAGAUGAGUUGCGUAACGACUGCUAUGGCCAAAGUAAAUGACUGCUCAAACACCGACAUACCUUGCAUGUGCAAGAAUAGAGACUUCAUCACCGAGCUCACCAAUUGUCUCCCGACUGCCUGCACCAACCCUGACGAUAUCACCAGUAAGCUCCCCGCUCAGGUCAUUCCCUUUUCCAGUGAAGGAAGUUACUAACACGAUGGAACACAGAGUCAGUAGCUGUCGCCCAGACACUCUGCGGCAGCGACCUCCCCAGCGGUGCCAUUUCCUCUGUCCAAGCUGGCCCAACCGGAAAUGCUACUACCGGUACCUCCUCUGGAAAUGCUACCAAGACUUCAGGAUCCACUUCCGGUAGAGGCUCGGGCUCCGCUAGCUCCACGGGGGGAUCUGGAUCUGGAUCGGCCGGCUCGGGUGCAGGGAAUGUUCUUGUUCCUGGUGGCUUCGCUGCUGCCGCUAUUUUCGCCUGCUUGUUCGCUUUGUAAGGCUUUAAUUUGUAUGAACGGAUGAAUGGGUCGGGCGGGGAUGGGAUAAUUGGAUGUUAAUGGUUGGAGAGGGAAUGAGUUUAAAGAGGGUACCGGUAUUUCUUGAAGUGAUUUUUAAUGUAAAGUAUCGUACGAGAAUUGAUCCAUUGGCUCUUCUCCAGCUAGAAUGCCCCUCGUUUUCUGUCGUUUGGUCCGUGCUCCUUCAUACCCCCUGGGUGUUGAGGCACAGCUGGGGUGUUUCACGAUGGAGGAAUCCGUAGUACCGUAAAGUCCCCUACCUCUGCACCGUAACACUCAUCUGCCCCUCCCUCAUCAAUAGGGGGAGAAUCCAUAUCCCCCCCCCUUUACAAGUCACCGACUAGCUCACCUCGCUAGUAAAGCCCUUUCUUGAAAACCUAAGGAAAGAAGAAAAGAAAAAAAGGGAGCAUGGAAAUGAAAACUCUUCCUUUGUUUUUGCUGUGGUAGGACACUGAUGUCCUUGCCACUUUAUUUCUCUCUCCCUCUUUACAUGCGUUGCACCGCAGCCAUCGAAGUCCGAAACAAGACCCAGCACUAAUUUACCGGGCAUUCUCUCGAACAGUCGGUUAACGACGGAAGGUUUCAUUCCAUUCGUCUAAUCCGGGUCUCCACUACCGUCCUGUUAGCGGUUAUUGUCUUGAUGUUUGUUUUCACGGAAGGGAGGGAGGUAGACUAUGACGGUGUUUACCGUAAAUAC
Molecule: messenger RNA, 3637 nt
Organism: Tuber aestivum (summer truffle)
Lineage: Eukaryota; Fungi; Ascomycota; Pezizomycetes; Pezizales; Tuberaceae
Source: the annotation of a GenBank genome assembly